Messenger RNA from Strongylus vulgaris, 582 nucleotides. NCBI's taxonomy places the organism in Eukaryota, Metazoa, Nematoda, Chromadorea, Rhabditida, Strongylidae. The record is from the annotation of a GenBank genome assembly.
AUGCAGAAAUACUGCUUGUUAACGUCGAAGUUGGCGCUUCUUGCUAGCAUCGAAAUUGGCUCAGUCACCGUGCUGCUUGCUAGCGUUGAUGUUGCCUCAGGCGAUGCUAAAGUGCUGCUUGCUAGCGUUGGUGUUGCCUCAGUCGAUGCUAAAGUACUGCUUGCUAGCGUUGAUAUUGGCGCUGUCUAUGCUGAAGUUCUGCUUGCUAGCGUUGUUGUUGGGUCAUUCGAUGCUGAAGUACUGUUUGCUAGCGUUGACGUUGGCUCAGCCACAGUGCUGCUUGCUAGCGUUCUUGUUCGUUCGGUCGAUGCAGAAAUACUGCUUGCUAGCGUCGAAGUUGGCUCAGUCACAGUGCUGCUUGCUAGCUUUGUUGUUGGCUCUGUCCGCGCUGAAGUACUGCUUGCUAGCGUUAUUCUUAGCUCUGUCGGUGCUGAAGUACUUCUUGCUAAGGUGUUGGCUCUGUCGAUGCGGAAGUACUGGUUGCUAGCGUUGUUGUUAGCUUUGUCGAUGUUGGAGCACUGCUUGCUAGCGUUGUUGUGGGCUCUGUCGGUACUGAAGUCGUGGUUGAUAGAGUUGCUGUAG